AUGGGAUCAAAAACAACCAAAGAACAUAAAGCCUCAUCACCUUUGAGCAGCUGGGGAGGGUCACUGGACGAUCUCAUCUGUGGAGAGGGAAAGAUCUGUUCAGAAAGAUGGACCCCGGUCAAUAGCAGGGAUGCAUCUCCUAUUGUCCACAUUCGCAGAGAAAGCAGAAGCGCUCCAUCUAUUAGAAGAUAUAGCACAAAAUACGACGAUUAUGACCUGGACAUCAUCAAACAUCAGCCCCUGCCCAUGGAUUCCUACAGCUUCAGGACGGCGAUGGAACCACUAAGUUUUGAGCCAUCACAUGCUAAUGAUCGACGCGCUUACUUGCCGCACCUGUCGGACGAGACGCAUCGCUCAGGUGGUUAUCCUGCUACACCCAUCCAGAUUUUUAUCGACACUCGGAAUGUAGCCGAUAUUGGUAAGCUGUUAAAAUAA
This is a messenger RNA of Cylicocyclus nassatus, 435 nucleotides long. The record is from the annotation of a GenBank genome assembly. NCBI's taxonomy places the organism in Eukaryota, Metazoa, Nematoda, Chromadorea, Rhabditida, Strongylidae.